GCGGAGAAGCUUAUUCAGGACUUUGAGGAUGGGCAGGAACAGGGGCAGGGACUGCAGCCGCAGUUCAACAGCACCGCCGCCACCACGCCCAACUGCACUGCCUCCUCCUCGAUGGCCAACUUUCGAACGCUCAUUUCGACGACGCCGGCCAGUGUUACCGUGGCGAAGACGGUCAGAACGAUUGAAGAGGUGGUGGCGAAGAAGCAGGCGGAGGUGAUUGACAUAAUUGAUGAUGAGGAAGAAGAAGAAGCGGAGAAAACAGGGGAAACAGUGGAAGAGGAGUCGAGUCCCGAGCUGGUGGAGGAGAUUGAGGUGGUGAAGAGGAAGAAGAAGACGACAACGACGACGACAACAGCAGCGACAAAGUCGGCGGCGAGCAAGGCCAAGGGUCGAAAGGCUUCGGCAACUGCCUCUGUUUCCUCCGCUUCUUCGACCACCUCAUCGCGCACCUCAAAGCGCUCCAAAGCCUCGGUCGUCUCGAGUGUUCUGGGCACUGGUAAGGNGAAGAUGCGGGCUGAGGCGCUGGCUGCAGCUAAGGGAGGCGGUCGACAGCAGCCGACGCCCAGCAAGCUCGCCCAGGUGCGCACUUCCUCGAAGCGGCUGCAGAAGAAGCUAAAUGAGGACGAAGUGGAGGGAAUCAAGGAGGAGGAGGAAAGCCUCUCGCCGAUCAACCGAAGCAGUCGAAAGCGAACUGUCCGGGCGAUCAGUGAUGAUGAGGAGGAGGAGGAGGAAGAAGAGGAGAAUGAAGAAGAAGUUCACGACAGUGGUGCUGGACUAAGCAAUCAGCCGACGUUGAAUUUGAAUAAUCAGCGAAGUGCUACUACCACGACCACCAGCAACAGCAACAACCUGCCCACCUACUCGACCUACUCUGCCGGCGUCAUGUCCACCUACCCUGAUGAGGAGGAAACUUCAAUGGAGGACGAUGAAGAGCAGCAGGAUGAAGAGGAGGAAGGUGAUGAGGAGCAGGAGGAGGAGGACAGCAUCGACGACUACAUCGGCGACAGCAUCGAGGAUGAAGAGGAGGAGGAGGAAGAGCUGGGCGAGCUCACACAGCCGCUCGGCCACUCUACCAUCAUUGAACGUACUUCAGCGGCCGAAGAGGAGGUGGUGGAGGCUCCAAAAUCAUCAGCGAAACCUCCCUCGCAAAGACCACCGCUGCUGAUGCUGUCCGGCUUCACGGACGAC
Molecule: messenger RNA, 1188 nt
Organism: Rhagoletis zephyria (snowberry fruit fly)
Lineage: Eukaryota; Metazoa; Arthropoda; Insecta; Diptera; Tephritidae
Product: nucleolin-like
Source: RefSeq, a predicted model, not a curated record